This is a messenger RNA of Coffea eugenioides, 1263 nucleotides long. RefSeq lists its product as uncharacterized. Lineage: Eukaryota; Viridiplantae; Streptophyta; Magnoliopsida; Gentianales; Rubiaceae. The record is from RefSeq and is a predicted model, not a curated record. The transcript is spliced from 4 exons. Bases 209 to 853 code for a protein of 214 amino acids.
UUCACAGAAACUCACAAUCUACAAUCACUAUAUAUUUUUUUCUCUCUUUCUAACAGACAAAAGAGAUUGAUUAGCUGAUGAAUCUUCAAUGAUAGGUGUGGAAAAAGAAGAAACAUCAGAAAUCAGCAAAAUAAUAAGGCCAGAAGAUAGUUCAGGCAGCAGGGUGAAGGCUUUGGAGAAGCAGCUGUAGGGAAAGAAAUAAGGAAAUAUGGCCACAGAGACCAAAUCUAAUGUGGUAAAAGUGAAGCCCAGCGGGGGAAAUCAAUUGGGUUCCUCAUCAAUUUCAUCAUCAUCAUCGUUAGCAAAGGAAAAGGGUGAAUCAUCUAUGAUCAAGAAAAAAGCUGCUGAGAGCUCUUCAUCUAAACAAUCUGCUGAUGCAAAACAGAAAUCUUUAUCAAGCACUAUUUCCAAAAGUGAGGCAAAAGCAAAAGGAACAUCUAGUUCGUCGAAGGCUGUGACGAAGAGAAAGACAGUAACUAAAACCAGAGAAAAGAAAGUUUACUCCUUACCUGGCCAGAAGUUUGACGUUCCUGAAGAGAGAGAGCCUUUGAGGAUAUUUUAUGAGUCGCUGUCACACCAGAUACCUUCCAGUGAAAUGGCAGAGUUUUGGUUGAUGGAACAUGGCAUGCUGUCACCUGAAAAGGCAAGGAAGGCUUUUGAGAAAAAGCAGAAAAAGCAAAAACAACUUCGGACAGGAACUCCUAUUAAAUCUCCACCACCAAGUAAACCUGAGAGCUCCAAAAAGCCACAGCAGGCAUCAAAGAAUGGUGAAGUAAAAACAAAGAAACGGAUCAUAGAUGACAGUGAUGAUGACGACGAUUUUGUACUGAGCCAUAAGAGGAGGAAGGGAUAAGAAGGACCAACCCUUCCUAUGCAUUGUAGUACUGUCAACCUGAUGUUGACUCAUUUGACUAUAACAGGGAUCAGCAAGUUUUCGAGGAAGAAGAUAGCGUGUAUAGACAUUGUCUAGACAUUCUUAUUUAUGAAAUCAAUAAACAAAAGAAAGAAUUGGAUUCAUGUUAAUUUACAUUUCAGAAAACACCAGGCAUACUUCUGCUCAUGGUCUCUUAAACAGCAAUCAGAACAGAGACAUGAGCAUCUAGGGCAACACUAGGAUGUCAUAACCGUGUAUUUUUCUUACCUUAUACUCAACUCUCAUUUGUUUCUAUUCCUAUCCCAUAAACAAAGGACUUUGGUAUUUGAUACUUUACAAGCAUUCUUUUUAAUUGAAAGGAACUAGCAUAUUGCCUUUGUUUUGGAUGA